CGCCAUUUUGAUUACGAUAGCACAAGGAUCGGUAAACGGAGGGUGACUUAUUAUUGUUUUCAUUGUAUAGCUAUAAAUUGAAGUACAUAUAGAAAACGCUUUUUAGGAAUACUAGAAAUGGCCACUGGAGCAAAUGCAACCCCAUUGGGCAAGUUGCAUCCUAGUAUUGGCGCAAAAAGAGGAUUUGAUGCUGGGCCUGGAGCGGGCAAUGGGCUAAUGCCAACGCCAGGGCCUCCUGCAUCUUUCCCGUCCAUACCGGGCUUCCAGCCACCCAUGCCAAAUCAGCCCUUUCCGCAGUUUAACGCCGGUCCAGGCUUUUCUCAGCCACCACAAGGAGCUCCUGGUGGCGGCAUGGCCAAACAAGAUUUUGGUCAAAAGAAGAGGAAGAGGAGCCGGUGGAGCAGUGAAACACCUGACCAGAAGACUAUUAUACCAGGCAUGCCCACAGUUAUCCCACCCGGACUCACGCGAGAGCAAGAGAGAGCUUACAUAGUCCAACUGCAGAUUGAAGACCUGACUCGUAAACUGCGUACAGGAGACCUGGGAAUCCCUGUUAACCCUGAGGACAGGUCGCCCUCUCCUGAGCCGAUCUACAACAGCGAGGGCAAGAGGCUAAACACCCGAGAAUAUCGGACACGCAAGAAGAUCGAAGAGGAGCGCCACUCCCUCAUCACUGAAAUGCUGGCUCUGAACCCCGAAUUCAAACCACCUGCUGAUUAUAAACCUCCUGCCACCAGAGUCAGUGACAAAGUUAUGAUUCCUCAAGAUGAAUACCCUGAAAUCAACUUUGUAGGCUUGCUAAUUGGCCCACGAGGUAACACACUAAAAAACAUUGAGAAGGAGUGUUGUGCCAAGAUUAUGAUCCGUGGGAAAGGCUCUGUUAAGGAGGGGAAGGUUGGCAGAAAAGACGGGCAGAUGUUGCCAGGGGAAGAUGAGCCUCUUCAUGCUCUGGUCACUGCCAACACCAUGGAGAAUGUCAAGAAGGCAGUAGAGCAGAUCCGCAACAUUCUCAAACAAGGCAUUGAAACUCCAGAAGAUCAGAAUGAUCUGCGGAAGAUGCAGCUGAGAGAGCUAGCCAGACUCAAUGGUACAUUGAGAGAAGAUGACAACAGGAUUCUGCGCCCAUGGCAGAAUGCAGAGCCCCGUAGCAUCACAAAUACUACCUUGUGUACCAAAUGUGGUGGAGCAGGCCACAUCUCCUCUGACUGCAAAUACUCCAGCACUUUUGCUGCUCACAGGGCCACUGGAGGAGAGCCACCUCAGUCUGCCCAAGACAAAGCUCGUAUGGAUAAAGAAUACCUGUCCCUAAUGGCUGAGCUGGGAGAAGCUCCUGUCCCCUCAUCUGGAGGACACACCAGUCCCCCAGGGGGCGCACCUCGGCCUACAGGACCCAAUAGCAAUCAGGCUCCUCCUAACCGGCCUCCAUGGAUGAACUCUGGACCAGGAGAGAACAGAAACUUCCAUGGCAUGCCUGGGGGACCUGGUGGACCACACAACUUUCCUCCUCCCAUGUCCAACAUGGGAGGUCCUCCUAUGCCUCCAAAUCCCAAUGGAAUGCCUCCUCCCUGGAUGCAGCCCCCUCCUCCCCCAAUGGGCCAUGGUCCAGGACCUCAUGGACAUCCCAUGGGUUUACUUCCGCCACCCAUGGGCAUGAUGCCACCUCCACCUCCACCCCCUGGUAAUCAGCCACCUCCUCCCCCAUCAGGACCUCUUCCACCAUGGCAGCAGCAAGCUCCGCCCCCACCUCCUACCAGCAGCAUGGCUACCAGCACACCAAUGCCCUGGCAACAGAAUACCACCACUACGUCCAGCCCUGGCACAGGCAGUCUACCACCCUGGCAACAACCCCAGCAACCUGCUGCCUCUGGAGCCCAGCCUCCACCUCCCAUGGGAAGUAGCUCCAUGGUCCCACCCCCUCCUGGAGUCCAGCCUCCACUGCCCCCAGGUGCACCACCUCCUCCCCCUCCACCUCCUCCUGGCUCUUCUGGCAUGAUGUAUGCCCCUCCACCACCGCCUCCACCCAUGGACCCUAACUUUGUCACAAUGAUGGGGAUGGGUGUACCGGGCAUGCCCCCAUUUGGUAUGCCCCCUGCACCACCUCCACCCCCACCCCAGAGUUAAGCCUGCCACUGUUAAGUCAUUCAACUGCACCAUGUUGUUCAGCAGUUCCUCAAUAGACUGUGAUUGAAGAGCUUUGUAUCUGCUCACACCAUCAUUAACAGUGCUUUAUUUUUAUUCAACUUUAAUAUUGUGAAUACGUAUCAUAUUGAUGUAGAUACAAAUCCAGCAGGCCUUGAAUACAUGUUCUGUAAUGCUAACGCGCUGAACUUUUGCAAUGUAAUUAUCCACAUUGAUUGGAUUCACUUAUAAUCUGAAAGAGCAUGCAUGAGGAACGCCUGUCAUAACUGUGUUCCCUUCAUUGUUGGCUUUGAUUUGACUAAAAUUAAUAUUUUUGUAAACAAUGUGAAUUGUACUUAAGUUCUGUUCUAUCGAAAAACUCUUCAGUAGUAAUGUCUUGUUUUUCAAAAAGCUUGCAUUGGUUUUUAAUGUUUUGUUGUUUUUGACUAUUGCAGCAAGUGUGAAAGUGAUAAUUGGUUAUACACAUAUGUAAGCCCAGGCUCCAGCGCUACAGAAACAAUAUUUGACUUUUUCUGUAUUUCCCUCAACAGAAUUUUGAGGAGCUGUAUGCUGUGUCAAUGUAGCUUCUCUAAAGACUAUAAAAUGUUUUACUCAUGUUACUACACAUGGUCUUUACUAUGAGGCUGUAAAUUAGUAGCUGAUCUUGCUUGGUUAGUAUUAAAUGAUUCAAUUCAAA
Periophthalmus magnuspinnatus is the source of this 2815-nucleotide messenger RNA. It is a transcript of the gene sf1, whose product is annotated as splicing factor 1. The record is from RefSeq and is a predicted model, not a curated record. Bases 118 to 2121 code for a protein of 667 amino acids. Gene Ontology annotation, cellular component: nucleus. NCBI's taxonomy places the organism in Eukaryota, Metazoa, Chordata, Actinopteri, Gobiiformes, Gobiidae. The transcript is spliced from 12 exons. Gene Ontology annotation, molecular function: zinc ion binding; mRNA binding. Gene Ontology annotation, biological process: regulation of mRNA splicing, via spliceosome.